AUGGUAGAGUUUGCCAUCAACAACUCGGUGCAUGCGUCCACGACACAUACACCGUUUUACGUGAAUGGCUUGCGCCAUCCGCGUGUACCCACCUUACUAGAGUGUAGCUCUGGUUUAAGGGGGGGAGGGACUCGCGCGAGCAAAAACCGAUUUGGUUCACGAUCAUCACGCUCUGACGAAGAAGUCAUUGUGUUUGAUGCCGAUAUCGAUAACAUCGAUAUCGAAGAAGAUGAUGCCAGUGAGAGUGCGGAAGCCCUUACUGAAGAAGAUGAUGCCAGUGAGAGUGCGGAAGCCCUCACUGAAGAAAUGAUUGAUGUUGCUGCAGUGCGCUCGCAGCGCACUGAAGCUAACGAGUCAUCAGAUGAGUUCAUACUGGCUCGUGAAACGGUAGUCCGUUUUGUGCAAGACUCCAUCGCCGAAGUGGUGACUUAG
Messenger RNA from Peronospora matthiolae, 432 nucleotides. The record is from the annotation of a GenBank genome assembly. NCBI's taxonomy places the organism in Eukaryota, Oomycota, Peronosporomycetes, Peronosporales, Peronosporaceae.